CCAUCUCUAGCAAACGACGCCAAAACAAAAAAGUGUUUUUUGCACUUUGGAAAGAUAUUUCUCUGUUUAGCUAUGUACAACGUGGACUGCAUUCCCAUCAAGGACAUCAAACCGGGCCUGAAAAACAUCAAUGUGAUCUUUAUCGUCCUGGAGGUGGGCGUGGCCACCGUGACGAAAGAAAACCGUGAGGUGCGGAAUUUUAAGGUUGGUGAUCCGACGGCCUGCAUAAAUGUCUCAAUUUGGGACGAACCGGGAAAGCUAAUAGCUCCCGGUGACAUUGUCAGACUGACUAAGGGGUACGCCUCCAUUUGGCGGCACUGCUUGACCCUGUAUUCCGGCAAGAACGGCGAGGUCUGUAAGAUCGGUGAAUUCUGCAUGAUCUUCAACGAGGCAGUAAACAUGAGUGAGCCCAAGCGGGCGGAGCAGCCGGCAGUGGCCAAUCCCGGCGGCUUGGUGACCGCUGCGCCCUCGGGACUUCCUGCUGGGGUUGGUGCCCAAGGUCUGCCGGCGAAGGGAGGUGCUGCUGGAAUCCCACAAACUGCUGUGUCCACCGCACCAGGCACUUCCGCUUCUCAGAGCCCCGUGACCAGUGCUUCUGCUCCUGCACCCAGCAGUGCUCCACAGACGACGGCGAAACAGGGCACUCGAGGGGGACGCGGCGGCGGAGGACGAGGUGGCCUCAAGGGAGACAGGCGGUAAAAAACUGAAUUCAUGGAUUAAGAUAUGGAACUAAGCGAACAAGUAUCAAACUCUAACAUUAAUGUAUAGCUUAAACAGAUUUGUUUACACAUCAACUUAUGUCGGAAUCAGAGUUGGUGUGUAAUUUUAAAAUUUUUCCAAUCCAAUUUAGCUAUACAUUUUUAGAAGUUUUUAUGUAUUAACUGCCACAGAAUUUGUUUUUAAGUUUAAAUGUAUUUUGAAAUUAACAUUGUUUUAAACACCCUUUUUUCUGGGCAUACUUUAAACAAAUCUGUUGGAAAAAGGUUAAUGUUGUUAAUAAAUAUUUCAGUUUCAAAA
Drosophila rhopaloa is the source of this 1017-nucleotide messenger RNA. Its product is annotated as SOSS complex subunit B homolog. Gene Ontology annotation, molecular function: DNA binding. Gene Ontology annotation, cellular component: SOSS complex. The record is from RefSeq and is a predicted model, not a curated record. Lineage: Eukaryota; Metazoa; Arthropoda; Insecta; Diptera; Drosophilidae. Gene Ontology annotation, biological process: mitotic cell cycle checkpoint signaling; double-strand break repair via homologous recombination; response to ionizing radiation. The transcript has 2 exons. Bases 73 to 699 code for a protein of 208 amino acids.